AUGUCAAGUUAUCGGGGCCGCACAGGGCCGAACUUUUCAGAGUAUCUCAACAGCUUGAAUUCUCUGACGUCGCCCUUUGAGCAAGAGCAGUUCCAGACCGAGGAACUGGACUUGAGCCAGGACCUGGCUAUGUUCACAAACACCGACUUUACACACUUUGAUAUUCCUUCUCUCCCUGAAGACGGUACAUAUAAUUUCGAAAUGAACGAUCCUAAGAAUAACCACAACAUCAAGUAUGAAGACCUAUUGACAGCACCGGAUGCUGUCCCCAGUUACGCAUCACAUAGUAUCGAGACAUCUGCACCCGAAUCCAGUGCAUUCUACAGCACAUACAAUACACCAAUUCAACCGGCUCCUGCAGCCGGCUUUGGCAGCAUUGAGAAUCGGGGAUCCCCGUCAACAUCCACAACGCAUGGCAAUUCCGCCCGAUCCAAGGCGGAUCAUAUGGUCACCUCGCCCUUGAAUACCGACGACAAGUCACGCGUUGCUGCUGAAGAGGACAAACGACGACGAAACACUGCUGCCAGCGCACGUUUCCGGGUCAAGAAGAAGCAGAGAGAGCAGGCGUUGGAGACGACAGUGCGGGAGGUCCAAGACAAGAACAACAAACUCGAAUCCCGAAUUUCUCAACUCGAGAUGGAAAACAAAUGGCUCAAGGAUUUGAUUACUGAGAAGAACGGAAUUUCGUCCAAGGAGGAGAUGGCAGCGGCGUACCAUCAGUAUCGCAAAGAGAGUGAAGAGCGCGAUCUAAAAACCACCGAACACACUACUGGAGUUGGAACCAGUGACUAA
Molecule: messenger RNA, 792 nt
Organism: Exophiala bonariae
Lineage: Eukaryota; Fungi; Ascomycota; Eurotiomycetes; Chaetothyriales; Herpotrichiellaceae
Exons: 1
Coding region: 1-792 (263 amino acids)
Biological process (GO): regulation of transcription by RNA polymerase II
Cellular component (GO): nucleus
Molecular function (GO): RNA polymerase II transcription regulatory region sequence-specific DNA binding; DNA-binding transcription activator activity, RNA polymerase II-specific
Source: RefSeq, a predicted model, not a curated record